Molecule: messenger RNA, 6082 nt
Organism: Erinaceus europaeus (western European hedgehog)
Lineage: Eukaryota; Metazoa; Chordata; Mammalia; Eulipotyphla; Erinaceidae
Gene: LGR6
Product: leucine rich repeat containing G protein-coupled receptor 6
Exons: 18
Coding region: 137-3031 (964 amino acids)
Biological process (GO): G protein-coupled receptor signaling pathway
Cellular component (GO): membrane
Molecular function (GO): protein binding; protein-hormone receptor activity
Source: RefSeq, a predicted model, not a curated record
CCUGCCCCUCUCUGACGGCUCCGGUCCCGCGCUCCUGACCGAGACUGGCCCGCGGGGCUCUCACCGACGGCACAGCCUGCCGCCUGCCCGUCCCCCGCCUGCUUCCCGCCAGGUGCCCUGUAGCCUGGCCACCGAGAUGCCUGGUGCUCCCCGGCUCUGGGCGCUGUGGCUUUGCACUGCUCUGAGCGCCUCCCUGGGCUCCGCGGGGCUCCCCCAGCGCGGCCCAGGGCAUGCAGUCUGCCCGGCUCCCUGCCACUGCCAGGAAGAUGGCAUCAUGCUGUCAGCAGACUGCUCAGAGCUGGGGCUGUCUUCUGUGCCCCGAGACCUGGACCCCCUGACGGCUUACCUAGACUUGAGCAUGAACAACCUCACAAAGCUGCAGCCCGGCCUCUUCCGCCACCUGCGCUUCCUGGAGGAGCUGCGUCUUUCUGGGAACCACCUGUCACAUAUCCCAGGACAAGCGUUUUCUGGACUCUACAGCCUGAAGAUCCUGAUGCUGCAAAACAACCAGCUGAGAGGAAUCCCCACUGAGGCGCUGUGGGACCUGCCGAGCCUUCAGUCUCUGCGCCUAGAUGCCAACCUCAUCUCUCUGGUCCCGGAGAGGAGUUUUGAGGGGCUGUCUUCCCUCCGCCACCUAUGGCUGGAUGACAACGCACUCACGGAGAUCCCUGUCAGGGCCCUCAACAACCUCCCUGCCCUGCAGGCCAUGACCCUGGCCCUCAACCACAUCAGCCACAUACCCGAUGGUGCCUUCCAGAACCUCAGCAGUCUCGUGGUGCUGCAUCUUCACAACAACCGCAUCCAGCAUCUGGGCACACACAGCUUUGAGGGGCUGCACAGUCUGGAGACUCUAGACCUGAAUUAUAAUCAACUACAGGAAUUCCCUGUUGCCAUCCGGACCCUAGGCAGACUGCAGGAACUGGGUUUCCACAACAACAACAUCAAGGCCAUCCCAGAAAAGGCUUUCAUGGGGAACCCUCUGCUGCAGACCAUACACUUCUACGAUAACCCAAUCCAGUUCGUGGGAAGGUCUGCGUUCCAGUACCUGCCUAAGCUGCACACACUGUCCUUGAAUGGUGCCACAGACAUCCAGGAGUUCCCUGAUCUCAAAGGCACCACCAGCCUGGAAAUCCUGACCUUGACCCGCGCAGGCAUCCGGCAGCUCCCAGCAGGGAUGUGCCAGCAGCUGCCCCGGCUCCGCGUCCUGGAACUGUCUCAUAAUCGAAUCGAGGAGCUGCCUAGUCUGCACCGGUGUCAGAAGCUGGAGGAAAUUGGCCUCCAGCACAACCGCAUCUGGGAAAUCCAAGCCGACACCUUCAGCCAGCUGAGCGCCCUGCGUGCCCUGGACCUCAGCUGGAACGCCAUUCGGUCCAUUCACCCUGAGGCCUUUGCCACACUGCGCUCCCUGGUCAAGCUGGACCUGACAGACAACCAGCUGAGUGCGCUGCCCCUGACCGGCCUGGGCGGCCUGAAGCACCUGAAGCUCAAAGGGAACCUGGCUCUGUCUCAGGCCUUCUCCAAGGACAGCUUCCCAGAACUGAGGAUCCUGGAAGUGCCCUAUGCUUACCAGUGCUGUGCAUAUGGUGUCUGUGCCGGCUUCUUCAAGGCGUCUGGGCAGUGGGGAGCCAAGGACUUCCACCUGGAUGAUGAGGAGGCGCCAAAGAGGGCCCUGGGCCUCCUGGCUGGGCAAACUGAAAGCCACUAUGACCUGGACCUGGAUGAGCUCCAGCUGGAGAUGGAAGACUCAAAGCCGCACCCCAGUGUCCAGUGUAGCCCUAUUCCAGGCCCCUUCAAGCCGUGCGAGCACCUCUUUGAGAGCUGGGGAAUCCGCCUGGCCGUGUGGGCCAUCGUGCUGCUCUCCGUGCUCUGCAACGGGCUGGUGCUGCUGAGCGUGUUCGCCGGGGGGCCCGUGCCGCUGCCCCCGGUCAAGUUUGUGGUGGGUGCCAUCGCGGGCGCCAACACGCUGACCGGCAUCUCCUGCGGCCUCCUGGCCUCGGUGGACGCCCUGACCUUCGGCCAGUUCGCCCAGUACGGCGCCCGCUGGGAGACGGGGCUGGGCUGCCGCGCCACGGGCUUCCUGGCCGUGCUGGGCUCCGAGGCGUCGGUGCUGCUGCUCGCGCUGGCGGCCGUGCAGAGCAGCGUGGCGGCGUCGUGCGCGCGCGCCCUCGGGCAGGCGCCGUCGGCGGGCAGCGUGCGCGCGGGGGCCCUGGGCUGCCUGGCGCUGGCCGGCCUGGCCGCCGCGCUGCCGCUCGCCUCGGUGGGCGAGUACGGGGCCUCGCCGCUCUGCCUGCCCUACGCGCCGCCCGACGGACAGCCCGCCGCCCUGGGCUUCGCCGUGGCCCUGGUGAUGCUCAAUUGCUUCUGCUUCCUGGUGGUGGCGGCCGCCUACAUCAAGCUCUACUGCGACCUGCCACGCGCAGGGGACCCGGACGCGGGCGGCGACUGCGCGCUGGUGCGCCACGUGGCCUGGCUCAUCUUUGCCGACGGGCUGCUCUACUGCCCCGUGGCCUUCCUCAGCUUCGCCUCCAUGCUUGGCCUCUUCCCCGUCACCCCCGAGGCCGUCAAGUCGGUGCUGCUGGUGGCGCUGCCGCUGCCGGCCUGCCUCAACCCGCUGCUCUACGCGCUCUUCACGCCGCACUUCCGGGACGACCUACGGCGCCUGCGGGGCUGCGCGCGCACCCCUGGGCCUCGCGCCUGCGCGUCCGCAGCCGGCGAGCUGCACAAGGGCUCGUGCGACUCCACGCAGGCCCUGGUGGCCUUCUCCGACGUCGAUCUCGUGCUGGAGGCUUCGGAGGCCAGCCAGCAGCCGGGCCUGGACACCUACGGCUUCCCCGCAGUGACCCUCAUCUCCUGCCAGCCACCGGCGGCCGGCCGGUUUAUGGAACCGGAAGGAACCCACUUUGGGAACCGGGAAGCCUCCCUGGACGGAGAGUUGUUGCUGAGGGCGGAGGGGGCCGUGCCAGGCGCUGGGGGCUUGUCACUGGGCAGAGGCUUCCCGCCCUCUGGCUCAGCCUUUGCCCCGCACUUGUAAAUGUCCCUCCUCGUCUUUUCUUCUCUUGCCGGUCUUCUCCUCCAUGAAUGAUGGCUGCUUGUAAAAUAAAUACAACCAAGGCCCACCAGUGUGGCCCACGGCAGGAGGGCCCAAGCCCUAGCUUCUUGGCUUCCCCACUCCCACCAUCAUCCAGUGUGCUGCUUGGUCUGGCCUGCCCUUGACCAUUCCCAACUUCAUGUUGAGAUCUGAAGCUGUAGAUCAGAGAGACUUGGGGAUUUCUCUGCUUAAGGGAAAUGAGGGGAUGAAAAACAGUGACUGGGGCCCUGAACGAGUCAGGGUUAUGGUGCAAGGGAUAGGCAGUAGGAUAGAAGCCUAAAAGUAGGCUGCCAAAGGCAUUUAUUUGGGCACGGCCCCCGUGUGACUCAUGGAUAGGAUACAAAAUGCGUCUUAGGUCCCACGGAUCUCGACAUAGGCCAUGCAAAAAGUCACUCUACAAAAGAAGUGUCGGGAGCCAUUGCACACACGUCCUGCCCCUUUUGUAGAUUCAUAGAGCAGGUCAGUGUUGUAAAGACUGAGAAUUCCUGCCAUGGUACACUGUUGAGCUAUGUUAGACCCAGAUUCCCACAUUUGACAACAGGUUUGUGUCUGCUUCUUUGAUGUUCAUGGAAUAUCUGUAAACAACUCACGGAACUUAGCAUGGCUCUCUCCCAAGUAGUUCACCCCCUGUACCACUUGGAGCUACCCCGUGAUAUCCAAGUUGCCACUAAAUCCUUAAAAGCCCUGACUACAGGAGCUCCAUCUGGGAUCAAACUGGUGGUUCCACCCACCAGAGGAGACUGCACCCACCUGCUCGUCCCUCCAGCCUCAUCCUCCAGCACUGGGGAGGGAAGAAAGGGAAUCAGCAUUUAUGUGCUCCAGUUCCCAUCCCAAGCCUAGCCGCCAAUGAGAGCUGUCUUCAGCAAGAGGGAGGACUCCUGCAUCCCCUGGAAGGGAGCGCACAGAGAGGUCUGGGGCUGUCUGGCUUUCCUUUUGGCUUCCUGUGAUUCUCUGUCAUCUGACCUUGCUACCUCCUACCACAAACCAUGAGCCUCCUCCUUUUCUGUAGGACUGGGAGCUCUUAGCAAAUUGGAGGGAUAUUUGUGUUGCACAUAUUAUAUUGUAGAAAUUUAGGAUUCCUGGGUGCCCCCAAAUAAACAAUGAACUCUCUGCCUCUCCCAUAAUAACUUUCCUACCUGUGGCUGACCAAGCACCCCUAUGUAGUUCCAGAGUGUAUGCUCCCCACUCCAAAACGCUUACACACUCCUCAGGACCAGGAGCUGAGAACUGGCACAUAUAUUCUUGCAUACAUGAAGGGUGAUUCUUACAAACAUAAAGAGGGAGCUCAGGGCUCAAAAAUGGGUAAGAUUUGUACCAGGUCACCUACCCACCCAUCGGGAAAGGAGUCUGGAAUCUGAGUCUGAAAAGGAUAUAGUCCCUAAUUCCCCUGUUCAAAGAGCUCCUCUCUUGAGAUAUGCUUAACAAAGGCCUACUUUCAAAGCCUGUAGUUUAAUUUCCCCUGUAUUUCCUUGUUGCCACCAUGUCUGAUAGAAAUUCUAAAGUGACUCAGUGAGACUGCCUCCACUGGUGAGAAGAAGUGAAGUAGAUCGUGGGUGAAACUUAGUGCAUUUCUAUAGCCCGGUUCUCCAGUGAGUUGGCUACACUCUUUCCUGCUACCAAGUGCGCUGCCCUUAUAAUCAGAGAAGAACCUGAGUGUCCUAGUUCAGCUCAGCCUCAGCAUAGGUACUCCUAAAUGAUGGUAAACUCCCUGUCAAUCAGUUAUUCAAGGACACUGGCCUCUCUGUUUCCUAGGGAAGAUAAGAGCCCUUGUGGAAGAAGUUUCCUCUGCUUUGGGUCCUGAGAAUUGGUGUCUCUUUUCUUGGGAAAAGAGUUCUCUAAGGACCCCAAGGGAUAGACAUAGCUGGUAUAACUUGGGGGUCCUUGACUUCCAGGAAGUCAGUUGAUCACCUCCUCAUAGCUCCUCACCCUUCCCUUGGAGUGUAGGAACCAGUGCUGUAAAAUGUGAGAUAGAACAAGGAAAGAACCUCUACAGGCAAUCUCUUCUGUGAAAAGGGACCCAGUGGUCUUCUUAGCUGCAGGAUUGAGGAUGGCACCAUCAUCCUCUUUAUCUCUGACCUUACAGAUCCAAGCAUCUGCCCAGGUGAAGAGGGAAAAAGUAGUGAGUGUUUGCCUUGAACUAGGAGAACAUCCUGGUAGAUGUUCUCCAUAUAUCCAAAAUAAGGCGGUAAAGCACCAUUUCUUUGUUUUCGACUGGCUGUCUAGCUAGUGGAUACACUCACUACUCCUUUGGAUAGCUCCAUUAUGAUCUCUAGAUUAUGAUGAUUAUGUAGAUUUCUGACUAAACAUGUAAUCAAAAAAACCAGAUUAUCCAAUGCAUGUUAAUGCAUUUUGUUUGGUUGACGACGUCUUCCAGGAUGGUGUCCACAGGGAAGAAUCCAUCCCAGGGGCCUGUGGUGGUGGAAAUGUUGGGAAUUGUUGACCUGGUAUGUGUUCCCUUGGGCUCUGUGUGUUGUGCUUUGGCAAAAAUUGCCAACCACAAUCUCUUCUCAGACCAACUUGUGGAGAAGAACUUCCUAUAGUGCACCAAUGGUUUUCCAAGCAAGGCUGUUACUCACCAAGAGGAAAACCCUCAAUUCAGUGCUGAGCUUUGAAGACUAGGAAUUAACAGAGCCUCUAGCUGAGCCUUCUCUUGGCCAUUCUCUUCCCCACUCCCAGCGUCCCAACCUCCUCAGUUUUCCUUUUGCAAGAGGAAUAAAAGGCCUAAGGAUCAAGGGACGGGAAGGAAAAAGGGCUGACAGUAAUAAGAAGCCUUGAGUAAGUGAUCACCGUGAGAGGUAGCUAGAACCUUUGAUCCUUUCUGGAGCCAUGUUCCCUAACUACCUCUGCUCUGGUGCAGCAAGUUCCUCCACAUCCACCUCCCAUGGCACUUCUGAGUUUUAGUUCCUUACCCUCCUCAGCUCGUGUGAAGUGUAAGAAUUUUCACGAUGUAAAUAUUUGGAUUCUUCUGUGUAAUAAAGCACCAAUGAAGUUUCA